Molecule: messenger RNA, 1098 nt
Organism: Heterostelium album PN500
Lineage: Eukaryota; Evosea; Eumycetozoa; Acytosteliales; Acytosteliaceae
Exons: 1
Coding region: 1-1098 (365 amino acids)
Molecular function (GO): zinc ion binding
Source: RefSeq, a predicted model, not a curated record
AUGUAUGAAAGAGUAAAACAAGAACAACAACUAUGUUUGGAACAUAAGAAACAAACAGAGUUUAUAUGUUAUGAUUGUAACAAGUUACUGUGCUCCAUAUGUAUUACAAAUCAUCGAACACAUCAAUUUGAACAUGUUUUCAAUAUAAAACAAUCACUUUUAAACAACAGAAAUGAUAUUAUCAACAAUUUAAAUAGUAAUAAUAGUAGUAUUAGUAAUCCAUUGAUAAUUAUUAAUAAUAUAGUAGAUCAACAACAAAAACAACAGAAACAGCGACAACAGAACAGUCAAAAUGAGAGUUACUUAUUUUCGAGAAUCAAUGAAAUUUGGUCAACUGCUAAAAUGAGAUCGGAAUCAUAUCAACGUUUGCAAAAGACAGAUGAAGAGAUCUCUGAGCACUUCCGACAACUACACGACUAUCUCACUCAAGAGGAACAGAGAAUAAAGAUACCGAUACUAGAUGAUAAAGAUUCACUUAGAGAUAAAGUACAAUUUGAUAUCAAUGAAUUGAAAUCAUUAGUAAAUAUUAUAAACAUUUCAAAUAGCAACAGUAACGAUAGCACUGAUAAAACAACAAAACAAAAUCAAGAAGAUGAAGAAAAACAAUUAUUCGAUCGAACUGAUAUUCAAUCGAUUAUCGAAUCAAUACAAAGAUCGAAAUCAAUUCAACAGUUUAUAAAUGAAAAUAAUCAGAAUUUAUUUGGUAAUUUUAAUUUUAGUAACAAUAAUAGAAAUAAUGAUAGUAGUAAUGGUAAUAGUCAAGAUGAUAAAGAUGAUUUUAAAAUAUUACAAUUAAUUCAGCAACAUAAUAAACUGUUUAAAUCCAAUAAUAUUUUGGUUAAUAAUGAAUUUGGUAUUGUUCCUAACAACCCAGUUCAAACUGCAACAGCAACACUACCACAUUCACCUUUAUUAUCAUCCUCUUCAUCAUCUUUAUCAUCUACGUCAUCAUCAGCUUUUUUCAGUGCACUUUCAUUAUCAUCUGCUUCAAUCAAUUUCAAUGGUGAAAAAACAUUAAGUAAAACACCACAACUUCAACAACCACAUCAAAUUCAACAACAACAACAACAACAAAUCAACUUUAUAAUUAUAAAUUAA